UUUCUUUUAAAAAAUGUAUUGUUUUUCUAAUAUUGUAACUACUGUGGUCACAAUUCACAGAAGCGUAACAGCUGCUACACACCACUAAAUGGUGCUAAAAGAGCUGACAAUUAAUGUCACAAGCAAGUCAAGCAUGUUAAUAAAGUGGUAGCAAGAUGCAGUGGCUGGCUUGCACUGAGUGAGGAACAGGAAAAAUAGACCUCUGGGCCAGAGCUAAUGCUUUUUAAAUUGUACAUUGAUGUGUGGUGGUAGAGCAGUGUAGGAAGAGCUGGUUUGCUGCUUGCUGUUGAGAUGGCCUGAUGUAGUCCUUUUUCGGGCCGUAUGGUUGCUGAUGACUUUGCCAAGCUUUCAUGGCUUGGGUUGGAAUUUUCCAUGGCAAGCGUUGGCCUCCAGCUGAGCAACCAGAAAGUUUCUUAACCUAAACAGUGGGUUGCUUUCUGAAACAAAACUGGGAUAAAAUAGUGUCUCUUCCUGUGCUUGAAGUUGUUUGGCUGGGUUGUGCUAGUUCCUGCUCCCCUCAUGGGCCUUGGGAAGGUGCCUGUAAAUCAGGAGGAAGGUUUUUUGGUUUAAGUUUUCAGGUUUAAGUUUUGGGAAAGUUUGGUCAGCUUUAAAGUUCUGAAAGAUUGUCUUCUCCAUCAGAUGACUGCUAUGGAGUAUCCCCUUGCAUUUCCUAACUGGUGACCAACCUGUAUUUGUCCCAUCCCCAUCACUAUGUUCAGGUGGACCAGAGGUUGGAGUUGGGGAAAGGAUGCAAGAAGGGAAAAGCAGUAGAAAUCCUAAGAUGAGGACUGAGGAACUCUUGAGUUUGAACAUAAAUUGGUAGUUGAUGACAGGGGACUAGGGCUAGCUGAGCAAGGGAUCAUGAAGAGGGGGACAAAUGAACAGACAAUAUGGGGGAAGUAGAGCUAACAAGCAAAACUAGACAUAGAAGCAAAUGAUAAACAUGGACAAGAAGUUUGUAGGUGAAGGCUUAAGAUUAAAAAGGGAAUGGAUUAUGGCUGGAUAACCUUAAUCCUCAUAUUUCUUAAUGUCUGAAUAGUUGGCUUUACAGCCUGAACAGUCUUUUCAUGCGUAAGAAACACUGAGAGACCAUUUGGAGGCAGCCUUUGCAGAUAUUUCAGAAUACCCUUUCAGACACAGAUGAGUGCAAUGUUUAUUAGGAAGGUACUGAGGAUUGGGGGGUUUAUGGUUAGAAAAGAAAUCUGAUAAAUGUAUCGGAAUAGAUUAAGCAACACUGCGUAUUGCAGGGCUAGUUGGAUGGAAACACAAAUCUAAUGAUUCAUUAGGUUUUGUGUGAUAAAACUGGCUAUUGGCUGAAGGUUUCCCCAGUCUCUGAAAAAUAGCGGCCUUCUUUUUGCUACCAAGGUAAAUCAAUUAUGCUAUGCGGUGUGAUGAGCUGUUCCAGUGAGACUGGAAAAUUGAAUAGAAACAGCAGGCACUUCUCGCUGCACGCAUAGCUUGAGCAUUGCUAAAUAUGAUUUUGAUUACAGCAGAACAUAUGAGCUCUGGUUGUAGAACUAGCUCCCCUGCGGCCAGAAACUGCACAAAUGCAUAAAAACGAUCCUUCUCCAGGGCAAGCAGUGACGUUCCUUGUCCGACUCUUACCAUAUCUGGCAGCAGAGAUUUUUAAGGAGAACAAGAAGGAGUCUUACAGUCUUCUGUUGACUUCCUGCAAACUAUUUUAGAGUAAUUCCUGCCUUAAACCCAUAACUUCUGGUUGAGCUCCAGUGUGUGUUUUAGCAGUUUUGCUACCAAAGUUUUAAGCAGCUGGCAGACCCACCACGUUCCUAGGUGAAGCAGCUAAUUACUCUCAGAAGUCUUUUCCUUGUGGAGGUCUGUGCUGACAGUGAUCAAGGGACUGUUGGUUAUUGAAAAUGGAAGAAACAAGGAAGCUCUCUCCAAAGCCGCGUAAAAGCAAAGAACCUGUGAAAACAGAAUGGGGGUCUCAGAGUGUUGUAUUUACGUAUUUCCAAGGGGAUAUUAACAGCGUGGUAGACGAACAUUUUUCUAGAGCUCUAAGCAAUGCCAAGAACCCACAAGACCUCAGCACAAAGCACAAGGGUGAGACUGUUGUCCUGAAGAACGUAGAUAGCAUGUCUCCCCAUCAGUGGAAUUUCUCUUCACAUUGCUCCAAACCAUAUCCGUCAUCUUCAGCUACAAGCAUGUCAAAUUCUGGUCUGAAUUUUUCUGCUGCUGGUAUGGCAGGCCAAUACCAGCCAUCAACUCUGCGGAGUCAUCCAACUCAACCUGCAGAUUUAUGGCCCUUCCCUUCGAUUGGGACUCCCAGUCUUACCAGUUCGGUGUAUCAUCAUGCCUUGCCUGACCUGCAUGCGGUAGAUGAACCGAUCUCUGACAGGAAAUACGGUUCUCUUCUUGGUCUUCUGCAGCAGGAAAGGUGCCUAACAUCCAUGCAAGAAUGUACCAUGAAGCAACCCUCAAGUUCUGCUUGUAUGACUGGACCUGCUAGGUUACAAAAUAUAAGUCAAAGUUCAGCUCCUGGGGGAGAGAGGAGAGCAAGCUCUUACCAAGGCUCAGAAAAUCCCAGUGUAAGCCAUGCCACUGCAGGUAUUCAGAUUCAUGACAGAAGACGAGAUUUGUACUUUUAGCAACUGGAUGUUUCUACUUUGUUCUGAAAGAGAAAGUUCUUGCUGUGAACUUUUAUUAUUUGCAACUGUGAAUCAAGAAGAAAUGAACUGCAGCUAUUCUGUGCUUUUUCUCUCAGUUGGAAGAAUACAUGUACUAUUUACUAUCUGGGGAAUGAAAAAUCAUCUUUUUCUAUUCAGUAAAUAAUUUCUAAUAGCUAUGGUAUUAAACCUGACAGUAUGUUUGUUGUGAAGAAAUAUUGUCAACUUAAGGCUUUUCAUGUAGCCCUCUUGAAAGGACUUUUAGCACUUUUUAAUCUUUCUGUGUUUAUUCAUUUACCACCUCUUGAUAAGAAGCACAAUUCUUAUCAAUGCAGUUGAUAACUGAUAAGUGCAGGGAUGCAGUUAGCAUAAAUUCAGUGCUGCAGCUUCUUAGCUGAUUUGAUAUCUCCAUAUUGUUUAAAAUAGUCUUAGACCAUGGGCAAGAGACUUCAAGAAAACCACAGGUCAACAAAACACGUUAUGUUUUGGAAGUACAGUAAUUUGUAACCAUACUUGCAAUUCACAGGGACAUUCUUCAGAAACUAUAUAAUAUGCAUAUGCCCGAAGGCUCUAUUUUGCCUGCUCAUAAUGUGUAAUCAUCCUCUAGAAAACAGUGAAUUAACACUAGAUCUGGGAGGAAAUCUGGAUCCUCAUUGGAUGCAAUUAAAAUCCCAUUGAGUAAAAAGCUGGAGAUGGGAAUGGUCUAUUUUCCCAGUCUCUCUGCAGGUGUAAAAGGUUCUUUUUCUAAAUAAACCCUGUGGGGUUGAAUUUUAAAUUAUUGACCUCGAAGGGCUUGGCCACCUGAACAAGCAAAAAUCAAUCCCUUCGUGGUAGCUGCAUCCCACAGACCUCAGAGCGUCUGAAUGGGGGGGUGGUCUUGAUGCUGUUCUGUGCAGCAAAAGUGGCAGCCAUGAACUGUGCAUCGAUACUGCACGUUCAGAUCCUCCCCUUGCUUCACCACUCGCCCUUGGCAAAUAUGUUUGCUGAAGCUAAACUUCAUGUGACUGGUGUUUAGAUUUGUGCAUGUAAUCCCUGCAGUAAGAGAGACUGCUUAGCCUUUAUUGUAAAUCCUAAGGAUAAAAAAGAUUUGGGUUUAUUUUUUCCUUCUUCGUUAGCUAUACAUUAAUUUAACAUAAAGGAGCACAAUUAACUUUUUUUGACAGCUCUACACAGUUGCUUAAAGAAAUUUGACCUUUGAGAUACUAGAGCUUGUGAUUUAUAGGACAAAUCCUUAGCUGGUGUAAGUGUUCGUGGAUCUGUUUACACCAGGUAUCUGUGCUGCCACUGGUCUACUUCAGUUAUAACACCUUGUGUAAUUUUAUAAAUAAUUUGAGUUCAGCGACUUUAGAUGUUUAUGGUACUGAUUUAAAAAGAAAAAUUUUAAAAAUCCCAUUUGUAUCAUACAAGUUUGCUCUAGCAUAUCCAUGAGCUAGACCAACCUGAGAUCACAUGCGAGGGGAACUCUUUUAACUAAAUUAAUAAAAGGUAGACCAACAUCCUGUCUCCCUAUAGAUGAGCAUGGAAAAAUCACUUGUUUUUAAUAUUUCUACAAAAUUGCCUUUCUUACCUUUUAAGUUUAGGAAUAUGUCUCCAAGUAGUUUUCUUUUGUCAUGCCAAAUCACUUAAUUCCCUGAUUUUUAAGGCUACGUGGUAAUAUAAUCUGACUUCCUCUAUGGGAUGAAGCAAAGAUUUCCAAGCUGUACUCCAUACAUCUGUCUUACUAGUGUGUAUUGUAAUUUCGGUUAUUGCUUCAAAAUAGUGAAAUAUUAUUUUUGUCUCCCUCUGCCAUCCCUCCUAAAGGAAAAUGCUUAAAUAGUUUCUCUCCAAGGUCUGAAAAGACACAUAACAGUAUGUUUAAAUGCUCUUAAAAUGUAGUGCUGCUUGGUUGGUCCUGUGCCUGUGUCAGCUGGAAAUAUUCAAGGUGACUUAAAACCUGUGUUUCUGGUGAAUCAACCAAGUGGAGUUGGACAGCAUGGGGGUGAGGGGAAAACCCCUUGUUUUUAAAUGUAUGUCACUUAUUGCAAGGACACAAGGCAUCAGUGAUUCUGCCUUGACAUGGUAACGCUUUGAACCAUCGCUGCGAGGUUUGGCAAUGCUGCGUCUUUGUCACCCAGCUGUGUGGCAGACCUGGGAAAAGCGAGCAAGUGCGUGGGCAGCCCAAGGGCUGAUGUCUUAUCCCAGCCCCCCUCGCCAGCCCUGUGAGCCGUGGUGCUGGGCUCCACACUGGGCGUACGGGUGCUUGCUCUCUUCCCUGGCUGUUAGAAGAAUGAUGACUUUGGGGUAGAGGGUUGGGGCACAGAGGCUCCAGCGUUUUGUCUUACGCCACUGCAGCAACGUGCACCAGAGCGUGCCUGGGUUUAUAGGCAUCUCACUUUUCUUCUGCAAUAAACAUGGUUAACCCAUCA
Harpia harpyja (harpy eagle) is the source of this 5029-nucleotide messenger RNA. It is a transcript of the gene VGLL1, whose product is annotated as vestigial like family member 1. The transcript has 6 exons. The coding region runs from base 1875 to 2606 and encodes 243 amino acids. Gene Ontology annotation, cellular component: nucleus. The record is from RefSeq and is a predicted model, not a curated record. Lineage: Eukaryota; Metazoa; Chordata; Aves; Accipitriformes; Accipitridae. Gene Ontology annotation, biological process: regulation of transcription by RNA polymerase II.